This is a messenger RNA of Aureococcus anophagefferens, 4887 nucleotides long. RefSeq lists its product as hypothetical. The coding region runs from base 1 to 4887 and encodes 1628 amino acids. Lineage: Eukaryota; Pelagophyceae; Pelagomonadales; Pelagomonadaceae. The transcript is spliced from 4 exons. The record is from RefSeq and is a predicted model, not a curated record. Gene Ontology annotation, molecular function: S-adenosylmethionine-dependent methyltransferase activity; ATP hydrolysis activity.
AUGGGCACAGCUCGCGUUGCGAUCGCACUCGUCGUCUGCCUCCUAGGACACACAACCGCGCUCUCACUCGCAACAGCAGCGUCGCCGCUGCAGGCGAUCCAAUCCUUGGACGCGAGCCUCCAGAGCCGACUCUACGCGCGCUACGGGUCGCUGGCCGCCGCGGGCGCCGCGGCGGAGGGCGUCGGCGUCUGGCGCGGGUGCUUCCUCAAGGGCCGCGUGCCGGACGACGCCUUCGACGGCGCCGCGUGGCCGGGCGACGCCGGCGCGCGGUCGCGGUGCCAGCGCGCCUUCGCGCCCGUCGCGCGUGUCGUCGGCCGCCACCCGCGGCUCGCGCGGCCGGCGCUGCGCGCGCUGGUCGAGGCCGCGUUAGAAGACGACGCGGGCGCGGAGGCCGCCGCGCUGCGGUCCGUCGUCGACGGCGUCGGCGCGCUCGAGGCCGUCUACGGCGACGGCGCGGACGCCGUCGUCGACGCGGUCCUCGAGGCCGAGGACCUCGCGGCGCUCCUGGGCACGGCGGCGUCGUCGGGCGCGGGCCGCUUCCAGCGCCGCGCGGCGGCCUUCGAGGCCAUGCGGCGCUGCGCGGACCGCGUGGGCGACGUGGAGGAACUCGCGCCGCUCCCCUCGCUCGGCCGCCGCGCGACGGCGGCGUCGGGCGCCAGCAGGUACGGGAGCGACGCGCGGCGGAGCCGCGACGGCGCCCGGGGCGCGUGCGUCCGCGAGGCGCCGCCGGCGACGGAGGGCUUCGACGGCGAGACCCUCGGCCGCGACCUCGCCGCGCUCGCGCCGAGCCGCGCGGAACUCAAAUCUUCAACCCGACUUCAAUGUGAGUUUUGGACCCAAGCGCCGAGCGAGCGCCUGCUCCUCUGCGACGGCUCGCCCCUCUUCCGCGCGCGCUACGGCGACCGGGCCCUGCGGUCGGCGGCGCCCCUGGGCCUCGACGACGGCGCGCGCGUGUCCCCCGCGCGCGCGAAGCGGCGGCUGCCGCGGGGCCGCCGGGGCCCGCUCGUCGUCUGCGUCGACACGUCCUACUCGAUGACGGGCGCGCGCGAGGGGCUGGCCAAGGCCGUGGCCCUCGCGGCCGCGCGCGCGGCGAGCGACCAGCGGCGCGCCUGCGUCGUGCUCGCGUUCGGCGCGGGCGACGAGCUCGCGGAGCUCGAGCUGCCCGGGCCCGCGGACCCCGCGCGCGCGCCCGAGCGGCUCGACGGCCUCCUCGACUUCCUGGAGCGGGGCUUCGGCGGCGGCACGGACGUCAUCUCGCCGCUGCGGCGCGCCGUCGCGCUCCUGCGGGCGCGGCCGGCCUUCGCGGACGCGGACGUGCUCCUCGUGUCCGACGGCGAGCUCAUGGACCCGCCCGUCGACGCAUCGACGGCCGCGGACCUCGACGCGCUGCGCAGGAGCCGCGGCCUGCGCGUCGCGGGGCUCCUCGUGGGCCGGAGCCGCCGCGGCGACGGCCUCGAGCACGCGGCGCCGGGGAGCCCCUUCGACGCGCUCUGCGACGGCGUCCACACGUUCCUCGCGGACCACGACGACCUGGCGCUGCUGAUGGGCGCGUCCGCGCGGCCGCCGCCGUCGUCGACGGCGCUCGCCGCGGCCGCGCGGCGCCCGCGGCGCGGCGUCCGGCGCCGCGGCGGCCCGCUCUUCGCCGCCGCCGUCGACGCGGACGCGGCGGCCGUCGAGGCCGCGCCGCCCGCGUUCCCCGUGGCGCCCGCGGACCUCGAGGCGGCCGCGGCGCACCUCGAGCGGGGCCUCGUGGAGCGGUCCGCGGAGGCGCGGCUCGUGUUGCUCGGCGCCGUCGGCCGCGAGCACGUGCUCUUCGUGGGCCCGCCGGGCGUCGCCAAAAGCCUCCUGUGCCGGCGCCUCGGCGAGCUCUUCGGCGGGCCGUCCUUCGAGAUCGCGCUGACGCGCUUCACGACGCCCGACGACGUCUUCGGGCCGUUGAGCCUCGCGGCGCUCAAAGACGACGCGUACCGCCGCGCGGCGGACGGCUUCGCCCAGGAGGCGCCGGCGGUCUUCUUCGACGAGAUCUUCCGCGCGCGGUCGCUGCUGCCGGCGCUCCUCGCGCUCCUCAACGAGCGCGUCUGGCAGGACGGGCCGCGCCGCCGGCCCGCGGCGUUGGUGUCCGCCGUCGCCGCGGCGAACACGCUCGGCGGCGACGACGACGACGACGACGACGACGCGCUCUACGACCGCUUCCUGAUCCGCCGCGAGGUCGCGCCCGUGUCCGACGCGGCCGUCGCCGACCUGCUCCUCGGCGACGACGUCGACGGGGCGUGCCCGCGGGCGUUCCUCGCGCCGCUGCUCGCCGUCCCGAAGCCGCCGCGGGCCGCGCUGCCGCGGUUCUUCGCGGAGCUUUUCGGCGACGCGCGCGCGUUCCUCCGCGACCGGGGCGACUACGUGAGCGACCGGCGGCUGCGCAAGUGCGCGGACCUCGUGCGCGUCGCCGCGCGCGCGAACGGCCGCGGCGCCGUCGGCCCCCUCGACGCGCUCCUCGCGGCGCACGUGCUCUGGCAGCGGCCCGAGAGCCGCCAGCCCCUCGAGGCCUGGCUCCUCGACCGGGUCGUGCCCGACGACGCGCCGACCUUGGCGACGCUCCUCCGCGCGGCGUCGUCGGCGGCGGAGGCGGCGGAGCUCGCGGCCGCCGUCGACGCGAGCCUCGGCGCCGUCCGCGACGCCGAGGCGGGCGUCGCCGGCGGCCAGCUCUUCCUCGCGCCCGACGCGCUCCUCGCGGCGCGCCAGGCGCUCGCGCCCCUCGCCGCGGGCCGCGCGGCCGCCCUCGAGCGCCUCGCGGACCGGGCGCGCGCCGUCCACAUGGGCGACGGCGGUAUCGUCUACUACGGCGGCGGCGACGACGACGCCGCGGCGCGCGACUUCUGCGCGGCCCACCGCGUCGUCGAUGGGUCCUGCGCCGCGGAGCUCCGGCGCAUGAGCCGCGAGCUCGACGCGCCGGAGGUCGACGCGCUCGACGCGCCCGCGGGCGCGUUCGGCGGCGCGUGUCCCAACGCCUCGUAUACCCUGCCCCGGCACCGCCGCCGCGUCGCCCCGAGCGCCUCGGCGCUGGCGUCGUUCGGACGGAAGCUGGGAGCGCUGGCGCGGAACGCGAGCGCGCUCGAGAUCGGCGGGCCCACGACGGCUAUGGGCGGCCUGUACGCUCAGGAGUGGGCGUCCGUCGACGUCGUCAACUGGUCCGAUCAAGCGGUUCGGAAAAUCCAGGGCAACCGGUACGGAGGGGAUCUCGUCGCGGCGACGGGCGGGGGGGCGACGAGCGGGUCCGCCUUCUACGUGGACGGCCGCCUCCUGGGGCAGCUGGUCGUCGGCGACGGCGGGCGCCUCGAGCACGUCGCCGACGGGUCCUACGACGUCGUCAUGGCGUUCCACGUGCUCGAGCACUUCGCCGACCCGCUGCGGGCGCUCGCGGCGUGGCGUCGCGUCCUCAGGCCCGGCGGCUACUUCGUCGUGAGCGUGCCCUGGGCGGAGCAGACCUACGACAGGCGCGUGCCCGUGUCGACCAUCUACGACCUCAUCCUCGCGCGCGCGGACGCCGCGGACUCGUCGGACGACCCGGAGGUGCUCCGGCGCCUCGAGCAUCGCGUCCGCGCCUACCACCGCCUCGUGGACCUCGACACGUGCCCCCACUGUUGCGACGACCUCGCGACGGCGCGGCGCCUCAAGGGCUACCACUGGCACGCGUGGGACCUCGCGCUGCUCCAGGAGGCCAUGGCGUGCAUCGGCGCCGCCGUCGAGCCUAUACUGGCGCCGGCCCUGCGCGCGGGCGACACGGUGACGAUCGCGUCGACGAAGACGCUGGCGAAGAUGGCGAGCGACUGGGACCCGGCGGCCGGCGGGCCGUGCCGCGUGCUGCGCGUCGGCGCGGGCGGCGACGCGGCGUCGCCGCGCCUCGUGGACCGCAACGACCUCGUCCGGGGCGACGUUGUGGACCAGCGGCGCGUGGGCCCGCUGCUCUACCGCGCGUCCCUGGAGCUGAAAUGCGAAACGCGGGCCGCGCCCGCCGUGUGCUUCGUGAGCUGCUACGGCCUCGUCGCCGAGCGCGCGGUGCUGCUGCACGGCGUCGAGCCGUCGACGGCGAGCGUGUCCGUCUACGCCCUCGGCGAGCGCGAGCUGCGCGCGCUCUGCGCGGCCGGCGGCGACGAACCCGCGGCGGCCCUGCUGGCGCGGUGGCUCGGGACGGAGGGGUCGGCCGCGACGCACAAGCGGCGGCUGUCGCGCGCGGACUGGACGACGGUGCUCCGCUGGGUCUGCGCGCGCCUGAGCCUCGCCGAGGAGGCCGGCGGCCUCGUGCUCGCCUGCGACGACCUCGCGGCGCCGCCCGCGCCGCCCGCGCCGGAGCCCGCGCCCGCGGCGGCCGCGCCCGACUUCGAGGACGUCGGCGACGUCGCGGUCGGCGCCUUCGCCGCCGAGGCCUACGACCGCAUCUGCGCGGCGGCGGGCGACGCGCGGGGGCCGGCGACGCCGCCGCGCGAGCCGGACCUCGCGCGCGCGGCCGCGUCCACCGUCGGCGACUACGGCGCCGCGUGCGCCGCGGCGCUCUGCGACGCGGCGGUCUCGGACCUCGGCGCGCCGCCGGCGAGCCCGCGGGGCGUCGCCGACCGGGCCUACGCGGACGCGGUCGCCGCGGCGCUCGAGACCGUCGACCGCGACGAGGCCGCGCCCGUCGCGGAGCGGGGCUACGCGGACGUGCGCUCCGCGGCGCUCGCCGCCGUCGAGAGCGACGCCAUCCGCCGGCGCAAGCGCCUCCCGCCCGCGGCGUCGCGGCCCCACGCGAAGCACCUCGUCAUCGAGGCGAAGAUCGACGCGCUCGAGCGCGAGAUCGAGGCCAAGCUCCGAAUCGCGCAGGGCGGCGACGCGGAGCCCGCGGCCUUGGCGUCGUAA